AGAGUAGAAUGAAGUUGUGGAUGAAAUUUAGUAUGCUAUCCUCUCUCUCUCUAAACAAACGAAAGGCUCCAUUUUUCAGCUAAUAAUAAAAGAAAAUACAAUGAUAUAACCAAAUAUCCCUAAUACCACUUCUUUAACUAUUAGUUAAUACCCAGUACACCAUGGGACACCUCCUCCUACCUUGCUAUCAACACAACCCAUCUCAACUGUACAAGCAUCUUCCCUCCAUACCCAUUACAAGAAAAAGACCGACCAACAGGAAUUCAUAUGUGUCACCAUGUCAGUGCUCAUUUUCUACUUCCUCAUAUGAUGUUUCAAAAGAAACGGAGCAAUUUGUUCAGUAUGAGGGAAGGAGGGCCUUAAUUGGUUCUCUCCUAGCCACAGCUGCUGGAAUGUAUCUUUGUGAUGUGGCUGAGGCAGUUAGCACAAGUAGAAGAGCACUUAGAGGAGCUAAAGUACCUGAAGAGGAAUUUACAACACUUCCCAAUGGUUUGAAGUACUAUGAUUUGAAAGUCGGGGGUGGAACAAAGGCGGAGAAAGGAUCCCGGGUUGCAGUUCACUAUGUUGCUAAGUGGAGAGGCAUCACUUUUAUGACAAGCAGACAAGGACUUGGUGUUGGGGGAGGAACUCCAUAUGGAUUUGAUGUUGGUCAAUCUGAAAGGGGAUCAGUCCUUAAAGGACUUGAUCUUGGCGUUGAAGGCAUGCGGGUAGGAGGCCAGAGAUUAUUGAUUGUGCCUCCAGAGCUAGCUUAUGGAAAGAAAGGAGUUCAAGAAAUUCCUCCAAAUGCUACAAUUGAGUUAGAUGUCGAACUACUUGCCAUCAAACAGAGCCCGUUCGGAUCUGCUGUAAAAAUUGUUGAAGGCUAACGAAAGUCAAUGUGUUAUUGCUGUUCGAACCGUCUUAUGUAGUUUCUGUGAACGAAAAUUUAAAUCUCACAAAUGGUGUUAUAAAAGAUUUGACUAAAUAAAGUGGGCGCUUUGUUCCUGAGCUAGAAAUUUGUAACCUGCAUAACAUAAGACUAGUAUUUUUUUUUGUUAUUGU
This is a messenger RNA of Cannabis sativa, 1041 nucleotides long. RefSeq names its product peptidyl-prolyl cis-trans isomerase FKBP16-4, chloroplastic. Gene Ontology annotation, molecular function: peptidyl-prolyl cis-trans isomerase activity. The record is from RefSeq and is a predicted model, not a curated record. Lineage: Eukaryota; Viridiplantae; Streptophyta; Magnoliopsida; Rosales; Cannabaceae. Bases 162 to 866 code for a protein of 234 amino acids. The transcript has 10 exons.